Glycine soja is the source of this 1347-nucleotide messenger RNA. Its product is annotated as calmodulin-like protein 7. Lineage: Eukaryota; Viridiplantae; Streptophyta; Magnoliopsida; Fabales; Fabaceae. The transcript has a single exon. The coding region runs from base 493 to 1137 and encodes 214 amino acids. Gene Ontology annotation, molecular function: calcium ion binding. The record is from RefSeq and is a predicted model, not a curated record.
ACAUAUAGAUAACAAAAUAAUUGUAGGCCUGUGAAAGCGAAAGUUAAUUGCUAGCACAUAGUAUGGGAAAUAUUUUCUGACUUUUGUACGCCAGCCACCAAUUAAGACCUUAAUCAAAUCCAAAAUGAAUCAGUCUCUCUAAAUCCAUCCUUAUCUACUUGUUUGUGUAUGAUUCAAUCAACAGAAUUUCAUAAUCAGCUGAUACUAAGAAGAAAGAGAAGAGAAUAAUAUGAAGAGCCAUGUCUCAGAAAGGGUUCAGCCUUUUGCCAAGUGCCUCCAGAGUUGAGAUCACCUCGGAAUAAAACUUGGAGAAUUAUUACAAUUUUCAAGGUGACAAAAGUGCAUGUCAGAUUUUUUUAUCCUUAUAAAAUCGAAGACAAGUAUGGUAAUUUACAACAGCCUGCUCAAUCAAGACCUCCUGGUAAAGGAGAUGUCAUAGAUUAAAGCUACACACAUGCUCAACAAAGUUCUUACUCUCAAUCUCCCUUAAUUAUGUUGCAACCCUUCACUACUUGCUUUACCUUUCUUCAUAGGAAGACCAAAUUCUUCCUCAAUAAACCAAGAAUCAAGGACAUGAUGAGUGCGUGCCGCAAGAGGAGACAAUCCAACAGAAAAUUCACUUCAAGUUCUGACUUGUCAACCUCUUCUUUCCUUCACAUGGAGCUCUCUACUCAGUUUCAUCAAGUUUUCAAGCUUAUCGACACUAAUGGGGAUGGGAAGAUAUCAGCUACUGAGCUCAGUGAAGUGCUCUCAUGCCUUGGAUACAACAAGUGCACUGCUGACAAGGAAGCUGAAGGCAUGGUGAGAGUGUUGGACUUCAAUGGAGAUGGGUUUGUGGACUUGGAUGAGUUGAUGAUUGUCAUGAAUGGCAUGGAAGAAGAAGAAGAAGAAGAGAAAUUUGGAAGUGGCAUGGAGCAUGGUGGUGGUUACCUCAUGGAUGCUUUUCUUAUCUUUGACACUGACAAGAAUGGCCUAAUUUCAGCCAAGGAACUGCAGAGAGUUCUGAUCAAUCUAGGGUGUGAUAAUUGUAGUCUUAGAGAGUGCAAGCGCAUGAUCAAAGGGGUUGAUAAAAAUGGAGAUGGGUUCGUGGAUUUUGAAGAAUUUCGAUCCAUGAUGCAAAGUGGACUUGCCAAUUAGAUCUUGAAAUGGGUUUGUGCUGUAUUUCAAUAUUAUUUCCUUUGUUUUCUUCUUUUUUUCACUGUACAACAUAUCUUAAGAUAGCAUAAUGUGACAUGUUUGCCAGAUGAUGAUACUGUUUAAGUAUGUGGUUAAAGGUUUGUUUAUCAAGUUUAUGUAUAUGUAAAAUCAUCUAUUGAAAAAAACUAUCAGCUUAAACAAAUUUUAAUA